AAUUGCAAUGAAGAUACUAAAUCUGAUGAUAUUUCAGGAGAAAAUUGUGGAAAAGAUUGUUUAGAUAAUUGGGACUUCAAAAAUUAUAUUAAAGAUCAUAAAACUAUGGGAGAAUUAUUCAAAAAUAAAUUGGAAUUUUUAGAAUGGUAUAUUGGCUUUGAGUUGAUUGAUUUGUCGCAUAAUUCUGGAUUUGAUAAAAUAAAGAAAUUAGGUACGUGGAUCUUGAAUAUUGAGGGAAAUGAUCGGUUACAGCUCGCGUUUCAAUAUAUUUUCGGACUGGGGUUCGGGUAA
Meloidogyne enterolobii is the source of this 291-nucleotide messenger RNA. NCBI's taxonomy places the organism in Eukaryota, Metazoa, Nematoda, Chromadorea, Rhabditida, Meloidogynidae. The record is from the annotation of a GenBank genome assembly.